Messenger RNA from Mycena indigotica, 342 nucleotides. RefSeq lists its product as uncharacterized. The record is from RefSeq and is a predicted model, not a curated record. NCBI's taxonomy places the organism in Eukaryota, Fungi, Basidiomycota, Agaricomycetes, Agaricales, Mycenaceae. The transcript is spliced from 3 exons. Bases 1 to 342 code for a protein of 113 amino acids.
AUGAGGGUCUGGCGCCGUCGACUGCCAGCUGGCGCGUCGGCGCGUUCUUUAGACGAACUGUCAUCCCCGCUGGCAGCAACUAUCGACAACUUUCAUACCUCUCUAGAGGUAAUGAAGGACGCUGUCGAGGGCUGUCCACCACUCAAGUGCUCCCUCGCAAUCGUUGUUGGCCUGUGGAAUUUGAGUGAUCGCGCCAAUGAAAGUAGAUUGCAGGCGCGUGCGCUGGCGUUCAAAGCCGCUGAGAUGGUCGAUGCCAUGUAUCGCUCCAUCGGACCGAGCCCGCCGCCGCUUUCGGAUUCCGUUAUCGCACAUAUCUUGAUCCUAACAACGACUUAUUUGUAG